Molecule: messenger RNA, 1929 nt
Organism: Torulaspora delbrueckii
Lineage: Eukaryota; Fungi; Ascomycota; Saccharomycetes; Saccharomycetales; Saccharomycetaceae
Gene: CRN1
Product: coronin
Exons: 1
Coding region: 1-1929 (642 amino acids)
Biological process (GO): actin filament organization
Molecular function (GO): actin filament binding
Source: RefSeq, a predicted model, not a curated record
AUGAGUGGUAAGUUUGUGCGUGCUUCCAAGUACAGACACGUCUUUGGUCAGCCGGCCAAAAAGGAGCUGCAAUAUGAGAACGUUAAAGUUACGAACAACGCUUGGGACUCUAAUAUCAUUAAGACCAAUGGAAAGUUUAUCUCAGUAACUUGGAAUGCUUCUGGUGGUGGUGCUUUUGCUGUUAUCCCUGUUGAGGAGGUUGGUAAAAGUCCAGAUCAGGUUCCAUUAUUCAGAGGACACACCGCGCAAGUACUAGACACAGACUUUGACCCAUUUAACGAUCAUAGAGUUGCAUCUGGUUCGGAUGACUGUAAAAUUGGUAUCUGGGAUAUUCCAGAAGGCUAUUCGUUCCGUAAUCAUAUCGAUGAAAACGGAGACGUUAUUGAUAUUCAACCUACCAAAAUGUUAACUGGGCACUCGAGGAAAGUGGGUCAUGUACUUUUCCAUCCUGUUUCUCAGAAUGUUUUGGCUUCAUCUUCUUUGGACUAUACCGUGAGAAUAUGGAAUGUCGAGACCGGUGAAAACCUAAUCACCCUAAAGCAUCCUGAUAUGGUGACCUCCAUGUCCUUCUCAUAUGAUGGUAACCACUUAGCUACUGUUGCUCGUGACAAGAAACUAAGAGUUUGGGAUAUUAGAAACAACAAGAUUGUGAGUGAGGGCCUGGCGCAUGCUGGUGCCAAAAACCAAAGAGUUGUUUGGCUGGGAAACUCUGAUAGACUUGCUACUACUGGUUUUUCAAAAUUAAGUGAUCGUCAAAUAGGUAUCUGGGAUGCCUUUAAUUUGGAAAAGGGUGACCUGGGUGGGUUUUACACUGUGGACCAAUCUUCUGGUAUACUAAUGCCAUUCUAUGAUCCUGAUAACAAGAUUCUUUAUCUUGCCGGUAAAGGUGAUGGUAAUAUUCGUUACUAUGAGUUCCAAAACGAUGAGCUAUUUGAACUUUCCGAAUAUCAAUCCACCGAGCCUCAAAGAGGCUUUGCCGUAGCACCUAAGCGCAUGGUUAAUGUGAGAGACAACGAAGUCUUGAGAUGCUUCAAGACUGUGGUUGACCAGUACAUUGAGCCUCUCUCAUUCUACGUUCCAAGAAGAUCAGAAGAGUUCCAGGAGGAUAUCUAUCCUGCUGCGCCCUCCGACAAACCUGCAUUAACAGCGGAAGAAUGGUUCUCUGGUAAGUCUGUAGAUGGACCUAUCCUGGUUGAUAUGAAGAACAUUUAUGAAGGUUCUGAACCAACCUUCAAGGAGUCUAAAAAGGAGAAUAAGCCAGUUUCCAGUACCCCUCUAAAGGAAGAGAAGAAAGCUCAGGAACAAAUCGAGAAACCAGUCGAGAGAUCAGUCGAGAAACCAGACGAGAAAUCAACUGUCACAGAGAAAGAGGCCACUAAUGAGCAAAGAAAUGUCUCGACAGCCUCCCAAAAACCAUCGUCAAUCAACACUUCUCUUAAAUCUGACGAUUCUGUUGAUAAGCUACUGAAAAAGGCAUCUACUUUCGACAAGGCCAACGAUGCAGAAGAUCCGUCAAAGGAAACAUCUGGUUGGGAUGAAGAAGACGAAAAACCAGCACCGGUUGAAAUUAACAAAACUAAAGAACUCUCAAAGGGUACAAAUGGUACGAAGGAAAAUUCUGCAGCUCAGUCUCCUCAAAAAUCAACAGGUUCGUCUAUCUCAACUGCUACUUCGACAGUACCUUCCACUGCACCUUCAACUGCCACUGAGCAAGCUGUACCAGCUGCGAAAACUGAGGCGGCGGUUACCACUGCGGCUGCCAGCAGCUCAGGGAAAUCUCUUGGCCUCAAACAAUCAGUAGAAAAGCUAUCCGGAUUGGUAGUGACUUUGGAAGAAAUCGUUGAGAAACUAGUCCAUUCAAACCUCGAGAAGGAUGAACGCCUGCAAAGAUUGGAGCUCAAAAUUGAAGAACUAGCUGGUAGAAACUAA